AUGCGGACCAACGAGGUGUGGCACGUCCGACACGGCGAGCGAUGUGACGAAGUACGGGGAGAAGAGAGACGGGCCUGGGAAAAGUCACCCAGAUGCAAGGCAGGCGGGUGGUUUGAUCCAUUCCUCACAAGCUACGGUCAUGUGCAGGCGUGCAGAGCUGGACAACAUCUUAAAGGCCUGCCGUUCAACCGGCAGCAGAAACAACCGGGGAGCUUCGACGUCGUGUUCACAUCGCCACUGGUUCGAGCCGUGCAGACAGCUGUCUGCAUCUCGCAGAGCCUCGGGAACCUCCCGUUGCAAGUGGUGCCAGGUCUCUGCUCGUGUACCGCUGCGCUGAGGCACAUCGGCUACUCAAGCGCCGAGGCCACUCUUUUGACCGACGAAGACAUCAUCGAAGCUUUUCCGGGGGUCACCAUCGUGCCUAGGGAUCCGCUUGCACCAACUUCAUUUGGUGGUGCUGCCUCGUGGCUAGCCGCCAAGGCCUGCGAGAAGCAAGGAGCAGGCAGCGAUGGCGACGGUGAAUGCUUCUCGCGCGUCUUGGCUGUGGGGCACAGGGAGGGCACAAGAGCGAUGGCAGGGAGGAAAGUACCCACUCCACACUGCUGCAUCGGCAUAUUCAAGGUAAACGCACCGGAGAAAAAGUUGUGCACGUACGAGAUACACGACCUGCUGUCGAACACAGGAAAGUCGCUCAAACCCAAGGGAGAAUCACCUUACGCGAGACCGACUUCGACCAUGAUGGAAGAGGAAAGCCGUCCGAGGAAUGAGCAUGAGGACGGCGGGGGCGAAGUAGAAGCACUGGCCGCAAGGGUAGCUGCAUUGACUGUCAACAUGAAGGGCCCGAAGCCCAGGGCUAAGAACCAUUCUGGAGCCAAAGAGGAUGCUCAGCGACGGGCAAGCACUGGCAGAGGUGCUAAUUCUCGCGAAAACAGUGGGGGCCGUCAAAAUGAUCAGGAUAGACGCUCGUCGUCGAGGCCUACGGGGCUGAUGCGAAGGCUGCGCGGCGCUUCCAAGUCGUUGCUGUCGGCGGCGGGAACAAGCAAGCAACCCAUAGCUGGGAGAAGCACUGCAAGCGGCCCGCAAGCAGGUAGAGGGAAAACGACAGUCCCGGAGAUUUCGACACAGAAGUCUACUCGUCGAUCAACAGGCAAGGGAACAGCUGUUGGCGUAGUAGGGGGGGGGAAAGGUGGUGGGGCAGCAAGUGGAGGCGGGGAGCGUAUAACGGAGCCACCACCGCGGCGAACGCCCGAUAGCGGCUCCCAGAAAGUCUCUUCUACCACGACAAUGAAAGGUGAUCUUGUUUCCGGUGGUCCUGUGUCUGCGGCCGGCGGGGGGAAGAACGUUGCACCACGAGAGGGCUCCCUCGCCGGGCGUGGUUUUCGCGUCGCUGUUCACCGUUCGUCACGACGUCGUGCCGUGGGCGGUGGCUCUACGUUUGCAGGGUUCUUAGGGGUUCCGGUCGACGUGCUCUGCGGCUCAUCUGGCGUGCUCUCGUUUCUGUCUCCCACUGAGCUGUGCACGGCGCAAGCGAUCUGCACCUCGAUUGCCCCCGCCACAAUGAACGAGUAUCUCUGGGGUGAACUGUACGCGCGGCUCCCAGAGGGUCUGAAGAAUAGGAGCAAGGGUGUCCUUCCCGCAGGUGGAGAAAGCGAAAUUUACCCAGAAAAAGCAGCAGCACACGUGCACCCUAAGGUUCUCUUCGCGAUUGCUGUAUCCAUCGCCUCGUCUAUGCACGCUGCCAAGAUUGCCAAGAAGGUGGCAACCGUAAAGAGGAGAGUCGGAGUCAUCUACAACCUGCGCGUCUCGGUGGUCGCCAUGCGUGGGGACAUUUCGGUGACAAUUAACGGCAAGUCAGUUAGUGUUGUGCAGACAACAGGCGCAAAGACAGGGGCAUGGGUCUCUCGACCUAACAUUGUGAGCGAGCCGUCUGUCAACCACAACGGUGUCAGGACCUUCUCUCUGAGCAGCUCCGCGAAAAUUGACGUACCCACGAGCCUUGAGACCGUGAAGGACCUUCGAUCGAUGUGUGUGGCUCUUUCCUGGCCCGGCAAGGAGGCCACCUUGCUCCCACGGAUUGUUGUGGCCCGAAUCGACGAACGGCCUGUUCUCUCACCGGCCCGAGCGCUCGGAAAGAGCGUUGAUAACGCUAUUGUACUGUACGACAUUACGGGGAGCAGCAGCAGCAGCUCGAGCAGCAGCGAAAGAGGCGGUGGUCAUACCUGUACCACGAGAACCACUCCCUCUUCUCCCGUGCGGCGCGGCUGUGCCCUGCUCGGAGUGCUUCCAUCCGGCAGCCACGGUGGUCAACGGGACUCCGGCACAGAUGAUGGCGGGGUUGCUUUUUUGACGGUUCACUUCCCUCAUGAGUUGCUGCUUGACGUUGCAACCCAUGGUCCAAGGAGGGCGACAGAGAGGAAUGUUCCUAGCGGCGGCAGCAGUACCCGUGGCCGGUAUCUCGGCGACGACUCGGCCGGCCCUGGGCACGGCCUCGAAGGCUUUGCGACUGCGCUCGGCCUGAGGACGGCGGGAGUUCCCUUAUGGGAGAAGGCAUCGACCGCUGUGGAUGGUCGUGUCUGCCCGCCGCGCAACGUGGCGCCCCAGCUUCAGCAAUCUCCCGUGGGCGAUGACCCCGGAGCUGCAGUGGUUCGUAUCGAUAUUUUGCACCCUGGCGCAAACAAUGCUGCAAGUUUCGGUGGUGGUGCGGCGGCCGUGUCUGACCCGGAUCGGACACUCAGCUCUGGCCCCGGGGUGCCCUAUUACACGCCAGGCGGUCUGUCAGGCACUGUGGCGGACGUGCUACUGGCGGAUUUCACUCUCUACGACCCCGACGGCGCCUCUAUCUGGGCCUUUACAUUACCCAUCGUGUUCGCAGCCUGUCCAGCUGAGGGAUCGGCACCUAACCCCGGGGGCAGUUCGAGGGAGGAGGACGACGACGAUACCAUUGACAUGGCACGCAGGGAACUUCGGGAGGAGCGGCGGCGUGGCAUCGUGACGGAGUCGGGGGUGGGCAGGGUCAUCGUCGAACUGGCGUUGGUGGAGUCACCGACCGAACGUGAUGAGAACGAUGUCGUAGGGUCAUCGCAGAAGCGCUCCUGCCCGGCUGGGCAUAUGUGGGUAGUUCGGUCGGCAAGGGUAGAGCUUGAUCUCGGGUUCGUGAACACGUGGUUCGGCACAAAACACGGGAGUCCCUAG
Ectocarpus siliculosus is the source of this 3192-nucleotide messenger RNA. The record is from the annotation of a GenBank genome assembly. NCBI's taxonomy places the organism in Eukaryota, Phaeophyceae, Ectocarpales, Ectocarpaceae.